Molecule: messenger RNA, 4482 nt
Organism: Cydia fagiglandana
Lineage: Eukaryota; Metazoa; Arthropoda; Insecta; Lepidoptera; Tortricidae
Exons: 2
Coding region: 2824-3834 (336 amino acids)
Biological process (GO): DNA integration; DNA recombination
Molecular function (GO): DNA binding
Source: RefSeq, a predicted model, not a curated record
UCAUCGACAUGGCCGAUAUGACCGGCCGCGUUAUACUUACAGGUCGAGAUCGAGAUCACGAUCUUGGACCUAUUCUAGGUCUACAUCAAGAUCCCUAUCUCCGCCGCCGAGAAGUAGAUCUCGUUCGGCAUCAAAAAGUAGAUCUCGAUCGCCCAUAAUAGUUAUAGAAACUGCGGACGAUCUCUCUUGUGAACCGGAGAAAGCAGCGCCAGAGAAGGAAGAUUUAGUACAAAAUUCCGAUAAGAAAGAAGAUACGCAAGCAAUUGAAGAUAUUAGUGAUAACAUCUUAGCCUUGCUCGGGGAUGCACCAGAAGAGGUUGCAUUUGGUCCAAACCUUCUUGGACAGGUUGCUUCUCGUUGGCAAGAUAUAAUUAAGAAAGGUAUGAAUAAAGAUGACAGAGACAAGAUUAUGAAAAAAUAUCCCGCUCCAGAUAACUGCAAAAUUAUUGGAGCCCCCAAAAAUGAAUUUAGAGGCUCAAGUUGCAGCGGGCGAGACUCUUGUUCACAGGGACAAGGCGAUCGAAAUGAAGCAGAAUGAAGUUUCUUGUGCCCUGACCGCGAUUGGUCUAGCCCUUAACAAGUUGUGCUUGGUACCUGGUAAUGAGGAGGUUAUUAUGUUCCUGAGCGACUCUGCCCGUCUCUUGUGUGAUUACCAACACAGGGAAUCCCAACUAAGGAAGAUGUUCAUAAUAUCGGGUCUUGAAAACAAAACCGCACGCGACACUUUACGAGAUUGUGAGGUAGACCAGUGGCUUUUCGGAGAAAACUUAGCUGAAAAAUUAAAGACUUCUAAAGCGAUUGAACAAUCUAGCAAAGACCUAAAAAACACAAAAAGACCGAAGAAGAUACAACCCAGUAAUUUAAACUUCAAAGGCCCGACCAACAACACACACAAACCCAGAGCCCGAGGUCAUCUGAAGCAAUACCACAGGAAACCGAACAACACUUCUUCUGCCAAGCCACACCAUCAGCAGAAGCGUCGCACUCACCGACAUUACAACAGCCGCCGUUAAAUGAUCAGGUUGGUAUGAGUUACUGUGGUCAACUUAAAUAUUUUUUGGAGCAAUGGCAAAAUGUCACCAAUGACCAAAGGGUCUUGUCCUGGAUAUCAGGAUAUAAAAUUCCUUUUUUAUCUAGGCCAAUUCAAUCAGUUAUUCCAAAAAAUGAUCACUUCCCUGAUCUCGACGCUCAAAUACUAGAUAAACUUGUUUCUGAGCUGUUAAUAAAAGGCGCUAUUGUAAAAUGUUCACCUUGUAAAGGUCAAUAUCUGUCAAAAAUAUUUUGCGUGCCAAAACCUAAUGGAGAGUACAGAUUUAUUUUAAAUUUAAAAAAUCUUAACGAAUUUAUUGCUACUGAACACUUCAAAUUAGAAGACAUCAGAACUGCAAUAAAGCUAAUGACACCAAAUUGCUUUAUGAGCACUUUAGAUCUCCAAGAUGCUUUUUUCUUAAUACCUAUACACCCUGAUUAUAGAAAAUACCUACGUUUUAUGUGGAAAACUGAGAUAUUUCAGUUUCAGGUCUUACCAUUUGGACUAAAUGUUUCUCCUUAUGUAUAUACUAAGCUACUCAGACCUGUCAUGAAACAUCUAAGAUCCAAAGGUCACAUACUGAGUAAUUAUUUAGAUGACAUAUUUAUUGUAGGAAGCACUUAUAAUGAAUGUUUAAAUAGUAUACAAGUUACACUUGAUACCAUUAACUAUCUUGGACUAAAAGUAAACUAUGACAAAAGCUUCCUGGUACCCCAAAGAACUGUCAAAUAUCUGGGUUUCAUAUUAGAUUCAAAAAAUUGGCAACUUUCCUUACCUGAUGAGAAAAAGUCCAAAGUUGAACAAGAGAUUAAGUCAUUUAUUAAAUUGAAAAAUUGUUAUAUUAGGGACCUUGCACAUUUAACUGGUUUACUUGUCUCUAUUUGUCCUGCUACUGAAUAUGGUUAUAUGUAUACUAAAGAACUGGAAAGACAAAAAUAUAAAUACUUACAGAAACAUAAUGACAAUUAUGAUUGCAAUAUGCCUAUAUCACUUAGUGUGAAAAAUGAUUUAAAAUGGUGGUUAAAAACAAUAAAUAAGGCAAAAUGUAAAAUAAAGUGUAAUAAUUUUAGCAGAGAAAUUUAUAGUGAUAGUUCAUUGACAGGCUGGGGCGGUUCAUGUGGAGAUGAGACGGCCGCUGGGUUAUGGAAUGAUGAUGAGAGAAAACAUCACAUAAAUUAUCUGGAGCUUAUGGCGGCAUUUUUAUGUUUAAAGACUUUUUGUUCUGAUCUAACCGAUUGUGAGAUACUUUUAAGAAUAGACAACACCACAGCUAUCUCAUACAUUAACCGCCUAGGGGGAACACGUUUUUUACACCUUAAUUCAAUUGCGAGGCAAAUAUGGCAAUGGUGUGAAAAGAGACACAUCACAAUAUUUGCCUCCUAUAUUCAAUCAGAACUCAAUGUCAUAGCUGAUAAGGAAUCUAGAAAGGCUCAUUCGGAAAUUGAAUGUGAAUUAAACAAUGAAUAUUUUGAAAUCGUUCUGCAGUAUUUUGGAAUUCCAGAUAUAGACUUGUUUGCUAGUCGCGCAAAUAAAAAAUGUGAGCGCUAUGUAUCCUGGACAAGGGACCCUGAUGCUUUCCAAAUAGAUGCUUUCACAAUUUCAUGGACACCUUAUUUUUUCUACGCUUUCCCCCCAUUUGCGCUGAUACCUAAGGUAUUGCAAAAAAUUAUUUUAGAAAAAUCAGAAGGCAUUGUUAUUGUACCUAAAUGGCAAGCUCAGGUGUGGUACCCUAUUUUUACAAAACUGGUCAAAACAAGAUGUAUAGAAUUAGGCCCUAGCACUCAUUUAUUUAAAUGUUAUUCCAGCAACCAGCGGUUUCAACGGCGUCUUAUCCUGGUUGCCGCGGUGCUAUCCGGAAAGCGCUAUCUAUGAGGGGCGUGUCGUCUGGUGCGGCCGAAAUUAUGUUGAAAUCCCUUGCGCCCAACACCGUCAAGCAGUAUGACACGUACUUGAAACGCUGGUAUAUGUAUUGUGGAACAAAUCAUAUUGAUUAUUUUAAGGCUUCUAUUCCGGAAGUGCUUGCUUUUUUAACAGAAUUGUGUAGUGAUGGAGCCGGGUAUGGAAGUAUCAAUAGUUGUAAAUCUGCCCUGGUGCUUCUAUUAGGAAAUAAGAUCUCGUCAGAUGAUAGGGUGAAACGAUUUAUGAAGGGCGUUUUUCGAUUAAACCCGCCACAACCUAAAUAUAGUGUAACCUGGGAUCCUCAGUUAGUAUUGAAUCAUUUGUCAAAAAUGUCACCUAAUAAAAAUCUGUCUUUGGAAAAUUUAAGCAAAAAAUUAGUAACUCUAUUAGCUAUUGUUACUGCACACAGAGUGCAAACCCUGUCUUUGAUAAAAUUAUCAAACAUCUAUCAUUAUUCUGAUAAAAUUCUUAUCAAAAUUUCAGACUUGAUCAAAACUUCCAGAGCGGGUUCAUAUCAACCCGUGCUAUCUUUACCUUUUUUCAAAGAAAAACCUGAUAUUUGCCCAGGUCAAGCAUUGUUAGACUAUAUUAACAUGACGAAGGAUAUUCGUGGUGGUUGUGAGCGAUUAUUUAUCGCCUUCAAAAAACCCCAUAAAGAGAUCACUUCCCAAACAAUUAGUAGAUGGAUUAAGAAUAUGCUAAAAGAUAGUGGUAUUGAUACCUCCAUUUUCGCCUCCCAUUCAACUCGCCAUGCAUCGGUGUCAGCCGCAGAUCGUUUGGGAGUGAAUAUCGAUGUAAUUAGAAAAACAGCAGGUUGGAGUGGCACUUCCAAAGUUUUUGCUAAAUUUUAUAAUAGACCCAUAGCGCCAAAUAUUGAUUUUGCAAGAUCCUUAGUUUCUGAUUAAUUAGAAAUAAGUAUUCAAAAUUGUCAUAUGUCUUAAGCAGCAACGCACCGUCAUGUGUUGCUAUAGUUGUUGAUUUUGUUAGAACAGCCCAUGCUGUCUCUGCUAAUUGUUGUAGUUUUAUACAAAUUUAAGUUUUUUAAAUAGUACUAAUUGUAUUAAGAAGGAACAAAUUAUCUUUUGUUUCAUUUGACUAUAAUUAUGAGAGUCAAGUUUAGUAAAUGUUGAUCUCACUGGAUCUCUUGAGAUAGUUAUAAGAGUUACCUAAAUACAUGGUUGAUGAUACCUAAACAGUUACGUUUUAAGUAAAGCAAUGGUUUGCUAAUUAUUGAUUGUAAUGCAAAGCCAAAAAUAAACUUUAAAUAUCUCUAAACAUCUACAUAGUUAUUAUCAUUGAAGAAAUUUGUGCAGCGUAAUAAUAAUUGGAAAUUAAACGAACUUACCUGUAAGUGAAGUUCUAUUUCAAUUAUAUUAGCUGCACAAAUUUCGAAAUGAUAACCCAUCCCGCCCACUACCCGCGUUGUCCUGAGACAACCAGGGAUUCUAAUAGUGUAAAAAUCCCUGUCAAAGUUUAAGAUAAUAUUGGCUUUGCUGAGUUGUGAGCCAAGCUGUCACAUCUGCUGACAUAUUCACUGCCAGCGCGUGCUGCUG